This is a messenger RNA of Osmerus eperlanus (European smelt), 1884 nucleotides long. It is a transcript of the gene rfc2, whose product is annotated as replication factor C (activator 1) 2. Gene Ontology annotation, cellular component: DNA replication factor C complex; nucleus. The record is from RefSeq and is a predicted model, not a curated record. Gene Ontology annotation, molecular function: ATP binding; ATP hydrolysis activity; DNA clamp loader activity. The transcript is spliced from 11 exons. Gene Ontology annotation, biological process: DNA-templated DNA replication; DNA repair. Bases 600 to 1715 code for a protein of 371 amino acids. NCBI's taxonomy places the organism in Eukaryota, Metazoa, Chordata, Actinopteri, Osmeriformes, Osmeridae.
AGAUAUUUGCCUUGGGCAAAAUAAACUGGUUUAUUGACAAAUCAAAGACCCUGGUGGCGUUUAAAAAACAGUUUGUCAGAGUAGGCUACUGACAUUGUUUUUUAUUGGACGAAACGAAGCUAAUUGUAUUCCGUGGCCUGUAUCACGGAAUACUGGGUGUGAUGAUCUCCUCAAAUAGCAGGCUGGUGAUCCUGCAUGAUGCUCUGCUAUUUCUAAUGGGAUGCCCCGGUUGAUUUAACACAACGUUGGAACAUUACGGACAUCAUCGUUGAAAAUUAGCAAUGGUCCGGUAACCGUUUUAUAAUGUUCACGCUUUCCAGAAUAUUUAAUCACAUUUCACUUGUGAGAACAUCCAGCACUCGCCGGCUUGACAGCCACGGAUACACUAGCGACCUUACCUGGGUGACCCGGAGCAAAUCCUUUUUGUAACGGCCAUCUCGUACAUCUCGGUUCAGAUUUACAUCAACGUAGAAACAGCCGGACAAAUACAAGCUCUCAAAGCCUGGUUUUGGUCCGGUCCUCGUUCUCUGUCUCUGGCUCUACAGACUCUCUCAGCCCGCUGAUGGAGGACGGAGGAGCGUCUUCCAGGAAAUUACGUCAUGACAGUGCCAGCUGUGCCGCUGCAGUGGCGGGAGAUCUGCGGUAGCAACAUGGACGUACAGAUGACAGACACGGAGACUGAACCAAUACAGACAAACGUCGAGCCGAAAAAAGAUGAAGAAGUGCAAGCUAAAGGGUCCACCAGCGCGUAUGAGCUGCCAUGGGUUGAAAAAUACAGACCGCUAAAGUUGAACGAGAUUGUUGGCAACGAAGAUACAGUCAGCAGACUGGCGGUAUUUGCAAGAGAAGGAAAUGUACCCAACAUCAUUAUUGCUGGUCCACCUGGCACAGGUAAGACCACCAGUAUCCUUUGUCUAGCCAGGGCUCUCCUCGGGUCGUCCAUGAAGGAUGCCGUCUUAGAGCUGAACGCCUCUAAUGACAGAGGUAUCGAUGUGGUCAGGAACAAAAUCAAGAUGUUCGCUCAACAGAAAGUCACACUCCCGAAAGGGCGACACAAGAUCGUCAUUCUCGAUGAGGCAGACAGUAUGACAGAUGGGGCGCAGCAAGCCCUCAGAAGGACCAUGGAGAUCUACUCCAAGACCACCCGCUUCGCCCUGGCCUGCAACGCCUCCGACAAGAUCAUUGAGCCCAUCCAGUCUCGCUGUGCCGUGCUGCGCUACAGCAAGCUGAGGGACGAGCAGAUCAUGGCCCGGCUGCUGGACGUGGUGGAGAAGGAGGCUCUGCUGACCACCGAUGACGGCCUGGAGGCCAUCAUCUUCACCGCCCAGGGGGACAUGAGACAGGCCCUUAACAACCUGCAGUCCACCAACUCUGGGUUUGGCUUCAUCAACAGUGAAAAUGUCUUCAAGGUGUGUGAUGAACCACACCCCCUGCUGGUGAAGAGCAUGCUGGAGCAUUGUGUCAACGCCAACAUUGAAGAGGCGUACAAGAUCAUAGAGCAGCUGUGGGCAUUGGGCUACUCUCCUGAAGACAUCAUUGGGAACAUCUUCAGGGUGUGCAAGACCUUCCAGAUGGCCGAGUACCUGAAGCUGGAGUUCAUCAAGGAGAUCGGCUACACCCACAUGAAGGUGGCUGAGGGGGUCAACUCCCUCCUGCAGAUGGCUGGGCUGCUGGGACGCCUGUGUAGCAAGACCAUGCCUCCUGCUGCCAGCUAACCCUAGCCCCAUCUACCCCUAACACCCCCAUCUACCCUCCCACACGCCUACCACCCCCCUGCUUACCCCCUCCUCCCCCCCCCCCCCCCCCGUUCUACCUUAAUAUCUAGAUUAUUCUAAACCCCAAUCCCCUUCAUGAAAAUAUCUGUAAUAAAUGGCCUUUUCUAUA